This is a messenger RNA of Cinclus cinclus, 1356 nucleotides long. RefSeq names its product ectonucleotide pyrophosphatase/phosphodiesterase 6 (gene ENPP6). The transcript has 8 exons. The record is from RefSeq and is a predicted model, not a curated record. NCBI's taxonomy places the organism in Eukaryota, Metazoa, Chordata, Aves, Passeriformes, Cinclidae. Bases 1 to 1356 code for a protein of 451 amino acids.
AUGGAGAGCCGCAGCCUCCUCGCCGCCCUCCUGGCUGCUGCCCUCGCCGCCCUCCUGCCGCUGUCCGCUGCCUCCUCGGCCCACCGCAAGCUCCUGGUGUUCCUGCUCGACGGCUUUCGCUUCGACUACAUUGAUGACAGUGAGCUGGAGAGUCUGCCGGGCUUUCGGCACAUUGUGAACAUGGGAGUGAAGGUGGAUUACAUGACCCCAGACUUCCCCAGCCUCUCCUACCCCAAUUACUACACGUUGAUGACGGGUCGCCACUGCGAGGUCCAUCAGAUGACUGGAAACUACAUGUGGGACCAGAAGGCAAAUGUAUCUUUUGAUAUUGGUGUGAAUAAAGAAAGCCUGCUGCCUCUCUGGUGGAAUGGAUCAGAGCCUUUGUGGGUCACAAUGAUGAAAGCUAAAAAGAACGUUUCCAUGUACUACUGGCCAGGUUGCGAGGUCGAAAUCCUUGGAGUCAGACCAAGUUACUGCCGUGAGUACUUCAGCGUCCCAACAGACAAAAACUUCGCAGAUGCCAUCAGCGAUGCCCUCGAGUCUCUGUGCAACAACAGCGCCGAGAUGGCCGCGGUGUACUACGAGCGUAUUGAUGUGGAAGGCCACCACUAUGGCCCUUCAUCCCAGCAGCGCAAGAAUGCUUUGAAGGAAGUGGACAAAGCCUUGAGCAACAUGAUCUCACUCAUUAAGAGCAAAGGCCUUCAGAAUGAUAUCAAUGUCCUCCUCUUCUCUGAUCAUGGGAUGACAGACAUCUCUUGGGCAGAUAAAGUGAUUGAGCUGAAAAACUAUAUCAAUAUGAGUGAUACCAUACAAAUGAAGGACCGAGGUCCUGUUGUGAGCCUCUGGCCGACUCCAGAGAAGCAUGCAGAGAUAUAUCAAAAAUUGAAAGCUGUGGAACACAUGGAUGUUUAUAACAUACAAGAUAUUCCAAACAGGUUUUUCUACAAAAAAGGAAAAUUUGUGUCUCCACUGACUCUUGUGGCUGAAGAAGGAUGGUUCAUAGUAGAGAGCAGGGACAAGCUGCCCUACUGGGAAAAUGGAACGGGGAGGAAGGAGGCCUGGCAGAAUGGCUGGCAUGGCUACGACAAUGAGCUCAUGGACAUGAGAGGCUUCUUCCUUGCAUAUGGACCAGAUUUCCGAUCCAACUACCGAGCGCCUCCCAUCAGAUCCGUGGAUGUUUACAACAUCAUGUGUAGCUUGGCAGGAGUACAGCCACUGCCCAACAAUGGCUCCUGGUCCAGGGUGGAGUGCAUGCUCCGAAACACAGCCCCCUUGGCACUGCUUCCCCCGUGCAGCAGCUGUGUCCUGGUACUAGCUCUGCUCUCCCUGUUCGCCAGGCAGAUCUCCUUACUGUGA